Molecule: messenger RNA, 848 nt
Organism: Helianthus annuus (common sunflower)
Lineage: Eukaryota; Viridiplantae; Streptophyta; Magnoliopsida; Asterales; Asteraceae
Exons: 1
Coding region: 86-634 (182 amino acids)
Source: RefSeq, a predicted model, not a curated record
AUUCACCAUAACUCUAAAGUAACGCCACCAUUUAUGUUUCAUCAAUAACUUCUUAAUCCGAAGUCCCGAAACCGAACUCAUCGCAAUGGGGAACCACACGUCUCGUGGCUCGAGAAGGCUCAUACUGCCUGACGGAACGGUUCGUGAAUACCACGAACCGGUCACGGUAGCCGAGCUCAUGUUAGACCACCCGCAACAAGUGGUGGUCGAGUUUGAUCACCCGGUUGGGAAAAAGCCAAAGCCGUUAGCGGCCGACGUUACGCUCGAGAACAACAAGGUUUACAUGAUGGUGCCGGUGAGGAGGGGGAAGUCGGUCGCGAUAUCUUCGGAAGACGCGCGUCGGGUUCUUUUGAGGGCUAAUGCGGUUUUGAAAACCGGGUCGUUUGUGACGGCUUACACCGGGUUUAUUCCGGUGUUUGCUAGGAUGUGCCCCGCGGCGGUGGUUAAGAGUACGAAGAAGGAGAAAGUGGUGGAGAAGUCGCCGAAGGUGGUCGCGAAACCGGAGUUUUUUGUCGAAGGGGAGGAUGGUUAUUUUUUGACCCGACAAUUAUCGGUGAAAAGUUCUUGGAAACCUAGUUUGGAUACCAUUAAAGAGAAACGAGUCGAGUCUAAGAUCCGACACUGGUUGGUUUAAUAGUUACAAGAUUUAACGGUUUGGUUACUGUGUCAGUUAGACCAUCUCCAAUGCACCGCGAGUUUGAAACAAUAGUUAUAAUGUUUUUUUCCUUUGUAUUAGUUUUUUAAAAAAAAGUGAAAAAUCAAACCGGAAUUAUGACGUAACAAAUCGGUAAUUUUAUACUUGGUACGAAACUUCAUUACCGGUUAUAUAAAAAAAUGGUUUUCUGUAA